Molecule: messenger RNA, 1271 nt
Organism: Bradysia coprophila
Lineage: Eukaryota; Metazoa; Arthropoda; Insecta; Diptera; Sciaridae
Product: vitrin-like
Source: RefSeq, a predicted model, not a curated record
CUCUUUAUCACUGACAGAAAUAGCUUUCGUUUUACUGGUCAACUUUUGAAAUUGUUCAGUAGCUUUUAGUUCUUUUAUAAUAAAGGUACAGGUAGAGCUUAGUACACACUAACAAAAAUGUCGAGAUUCUUUUUGAUCUCACUGCAAAUUGUCAUUGCUAUUGGCGUAGUGCUGGCAAAGGGUAUUCCAUCUGCAUCUGAAAAUGGACUAACAUACAUUGGAACAUUCAGAUCGAGAUCGAGCGAAGGUACGCAGUCGUUCGACGAAAGCAACUAUUACAUCAGUCAGAAUGCGGGAGCCUGGAAUAGCGCACAAGCUGAUUGCAAGGCACUACUCGGCGAUAGUGCUACAAUAGUUGCUAUUGAAUCGCAAGAAGAAUGGGAAUUUUUAAAGGAGAUUCUGGAAAAUUAUGGAUUCGCCACUGACUAUUGGACCAGUGGACUCUACGAUCCACCAAACAGUCGUUGGCGUUGGGCCGCCAAUAAUGUGCAAUUGCCACCGUUUGCACCGUGGGGAACAGGUUAUCCAAGCACCCCGAAUACACUGUUACGUGUGUUGAUUUAUUAUGGCAAUCGUUACGACACUUAUUGGAAAACGGUUUCGAAUACGCAGCUCCAUCGGUACAUAUGCGAGGUACAAGUGCCAACAAUAGCCAUUCCCUGCUAUCAAAUCAAUGACCUAGCAAUUGUGCUCGACUCAUCGGGAAGCAUUGGCAGCGCUAAUUUUGAAAAAGCAAAGCAAUUCGUAGAACGACUGGCCAACGCCUUUGUCCAGUACGAUCCGAGUCGCCUUUCGUUCAUAACGUAUUCGGAUCGUGCAACAGUGCGCAUCGACUUGACGAACAAUCUAACACCAGCAGCAAUUAGUUCUUCGAUUCUGGCAACUCCAUGGGAAGCUGGCAAUACGGCAACGGAUCUAGCUAUUAACUUGGCAACGUCGCAGCUAACAUCGAAUCUACGAGGCGUGCCCAUGAAUAUGGUCGUUUUGACGGACGGUGCGUCUACGUAUCCCGCGUUGACCGUUACUGCGGCACAAGCGGCCAUUAGUGCGGGAAUUCGGACAUUUUCUGUCGGUAUUACACAAGGCGUAAAUCUACAGGAACUACUUGUGAUAGCUGGAAAUGAUGCAAACCGAGUGUUCACAACAGAUAAUUUUGACCUAUUGAUUAAUUUGUUAGCGCCACUUAGUUUGAAAGUAUGCCCAUCAUAAAAUCGUAUGAAAAAUUUGAAAUACAAAUGGUGCCAGAACACUUGAUCGUUUAUAAACUAAGA